AGAACUUUCAUUCGUCAGAAGAUCAAUGCAAGCAAUAGCUCAGAAGAUGCAUAUGGUGUGGAUAGCUUUACAGCACAGAUCCUUACUGGGAAAUUGACUACAGUUUUUCUGCCUAUGGUCUAUAUUGUGGUGUUCAUUGUUGGUUUACCAAGCAAUGCCAUGGCUCUGUGGGUCUUCUUGGUAAGAACCAAAAAGAAGCAUCCGGCAGUGAUCUUUAUGGCUGAUCUGGCCCUGGCAGAUCUUCUUUUUGUGGUCUGGUUCCCCCUGAAGAUUGCAUACCACGUUAAUGGCAAUAACUGGAUCUUCGGUGAAGGCCUCUGCAAAGUACUGGUUGGGUUCUUCUAUGGAAACAUGUACUGCUCCAUUCUUUUUAUGACCUGCCUCAGUGUACAAAGGUACUGGGUAAUUGUGAACCCCAUUCUUCACUCAAGAAAGAAAUCAAACAUUGCUGUGGGGCUUUCAGUGGCAAUAUGGUUUCUAAUUUUUCUGGGCACCAUUCCAUUGUACCUUGUUAACCAAACAGUUUAUCUUUCUGACCUGAACAUCACAACUUGUCAUGAUGUCUUGCCUUAUAACGUUGUAGCUGGUGAGAUGUAUAAUUACUUCCUUUCCCUUGCGAUUGGGGUCUUCUUAUUCCCAGCUGUUCUUACAUCUGCUGCUUACAUUCUCAUGAUCAAGACUCUGAAUGCUUCCAUUACAGAUGUAAAUAUUGGAAAGAAACGGAAAAGAGCCAUCAAACUCAUCAUUACAGUACUUUGCAUGUAUUUGAUAUGCUUUCUGCCUAGCAACGUCCUGCUUGUGGUACACUACGCCCAGAUCAAAAAUCGUCACAUUGGCCACGUAUAUGCAUUGUACAUCACAGCACUGUGCCUGUCUACUCUAAACAGCUGCAUUGAUCCAUUUGUCUAUUACUUCGUUUCAAAAGACUUUAGGGACAAUCUGAAAAAUGCACUUCGCUGUAGAAGUGUGCGCACUACAAAGAGGAUGCAAGUCUCCCUCUCUUCAAACAGAUACUCACGGAAAUCCCCCUCUUAUUCAUCUAGUUCAAAAUCGACUAAGUCAACCUACUAAGUAACAUAUAUAUGGGGAAGGCAGGAAAGCCUCAGCAUGUUGGCAGAGAG
Molecule: messenger RNA, 1121 nt
Organism: Gekko japonicus
Lineage: Eukaryota; Metazoa; Chordata; Lepidosauria; Squamata; Gekkonidae
Gene: F2RL1
Product: coagulation factor II (thrombin) receptor-like 1
Exons: 1
Coding region: 115-1071 (318 amino acids)
Biological process (GO): blood coagulation; phospholipase C-activating G protein-coupled receptor signaling pathway; thrombin-activated receptor signaling pathway
Cellular component (GO): membrane
Molecular function (GO): thrombin-activated receptor activity
Source: RefSeq, a predicted model, not a curated record